UGGGAGAGCAGCACAUACACGCUCCUUAACCAUGGAGGCUACAGCCAAGUACGACUAUGAAGCUGCAGCUGGCGAUGAACUCAGCUUCAAAAAGGGAGAGCGACUGAAGAUUCUGAAGACCACUGGAAACUGGUACAAAGCAGAACUCCAUGGAUUAGAGGGAUGUGUCCCCAAAAACUUCAUCAACAUUGACUUGCCCAGCUGGUACCAGGAGGACUGCAGUCGCAGUGAUGCCGAAGAGAAGCUGAUGCAACAGCCUGUGGGGGCCUUCCUCAUACGGGGUAGCCAAAACGUAGCUCAGGGUGACUUCUCCGUCUCUGUCAGACAUGCAGCAGAUGUGCAGCACUUCAAGGUGCUGCGGGACAGCAGAGGGCAGUAUUACCUGUGGUCAGAAAAGUUCCCUUCUCUCCAACAGCUGGUGGAAUAUUACAAAAACACCUCUAUCUCCAAACAGGGUCCAGUAUUCCUACAAGAGAUGGGACAACAGCAACGAGGAGGCUCAGACAGUUUACCGCCUCUCCCCGCUCCUCCACUCUCCGACUGCCCACCUACACCUGCACCACGACAGCACAAAGCCUCCUCCAAGCUGCAGGUCAGAGCUCUGUACAGUUUCCACGCUGAAGAGAAGGACGAGCUGGAGUUCAACGCCGGCGAUGUCAUCAAGGUCCUGGAGAGCUCUGACCAGGCCUGGUGGAAAGGCCUGCUGAGGGGCAAAACAGGCCUGUUCCCAUCCAGCUACACCCAACCCAUCUGAGAGGAACACAUGCAAACACAUGCAAUAUUGCCAUUACUUUUUAUCCAAACAUAUGCCUAAAGCUAAUAACCGUAACCUCAACCCUGACUUACAGUAAGUCACAACCCUGAAGCUAGCAGCAGAAGCCUGUGUUUAAAAAAGUGUUUAAUGUCUAGAAGAAAAAUGAAGACUAACUUCUUUGUUAAGACAAACGCACGCAUGCA
Perca fluviatilis (European perch) is the source of this 957-nucleotide messenger RNA. RefSeq names its product GRB2 related adaptor protein 2b (gene grap2b). Bases 32 to 754 code for a protein of 240 amino acids. The transcript has 7 exons. Gene Ontology annotation, molecular function: protein binding. Lineage: Eukaryota; Metazoa; Chordata; Actinopteri; Perciformes; Percidae. The record is from RefSeq and is a predicted model, not a curated record.